AUGGAAGGCAAUGGUGAAGUUCAAUGGUGUUUCUCUCAAGUAAAGGGAACCUUGGACGACGAUGUAACAGAAGCAGACAUAAUAUCAUGCGUGGAGUUCAAUCACGACGGAGAAUUACUGGCCACCGGCGACAAAGGUGGACGAGUAGUCAUUUUCCAACGUGACCCUUUGUCCAAAACGGUUCUUCCAAAGCGCGGAGAAUACAAUGUCUACUCCACGUUCCAAUCGCACGAGCCGGAGUUCGAUUAUCUCAAGAGUUUAGAGAUCGAGGAAAAAAUCAACAAAAUUAGGUGGCUGAGACGGAAGAAUCCCGCCCACUUUUUGCUUUCCACUAAUGAUAAAACUAUCAAAUUAUGGAAAGUGUCCGAGCGGGACAAGAAAGUAGAAGUUACGACAGCAUACAAACCAUCGUUACCUCUAGAUGAUCCCGCACUUUUAGGUUACAAUACGAAAUCAGAAAACGGCAGCUUGGUGGACCCAUCGAGCGUGCAUUCCCUUAGAGUACCAGUGAUCAGACCCAUGGAAUUGAUGGUGGAGGCGUCGCCUAGGCGUAUAUUCGCGAACGCUCAUACCUACCACAUCAACUCCAUAUCGGUGAAUUCCGAUCAAGAAACCUACCUGUCGGCGGACGACCUGAGGAUCAAUCUGUGGCAUCUAGAAAUAACCGAUCAAAGUUUUAAUAUCGUCGAUAUCAAGCCGACGAACAUGGAGGAAUUGACAGAGGUUAUUACUGCAGCCGAAUUUCAUCCAACAGAAUGCAAUCUGUUCGUCUAUAGUAGUAGUAAAGGAACAAUUAGGUUAUGUGAUAUGCGCGCCGCGGCAUUGUGUGAUAGACAUUCUAAGUUGUUUGAAGAGCCCGAGGAUCCGACCAAUAGGAGUUUCUUCUCGGAGAUAAUUUCUAGUAUUUCGGAUGUUAAAUUGUCAAAUAACGGCAGAUAUAUGAUAUCUAGGGAUUACCUCUCCGUCAAGGUAUGGGACUUGCACAUGGAGACUAAACCAAUAGAAACUUAUCCUGUUCACGAAUACCUUCGAGCCAAGCUAUGUUCCCUGUACGAGAACGACUGCAUCUUCGACAAGUUCGAAUGCUGUUGGAACGGCAACGAUUCCGCAAUCAUGACCGGCUCGUACAACAACUUCUUCAGGAUGUUCGACAGGUCGACGAAGCGCGAGUUGACGCUCGAGGCAUCCAGGGACGUCGCCAAACCCAGGACGGUGUUAAAGUUGCGCAAAGUUUGUUCACAGGGCAAGCGAAAAAAGGACGAAAUUAGCGUGGACUGUUUAGAUUUUAAUAAAAAAAUAUUACACACGGCAUGGCAUCCGGCUGAGAAUAUUAUCGCUGUGGCAGCAACCAAUAACUUAUUUUUAUUCCAGGAUAAGUACUAGUGUAAUUUUUAAUUUACUGAAAACUAAAAAAAUAAUGCGGUUUUUUCCAUUUAUUGUUUUUAAUAUCGUAUCGGGCGCCCUUUCUAAGCGAAUGUAAUGGCGCCGAAUUCAUGACGUUUAAGGGGUUCUCAAACGAGUUAGCGUUACUCAACUUGAUGUUGCUCCAAUUCAAUUCAUAACCAUACACUCUUCAUUACUACUGUAAGAUUAUAUCAUAUUUAAGACUAAAAGGUUUCGAAUACAUUGUUUGAAUGGCUUUUCUCUUCUCAACUUCAACAGCUCCGUAUCAAGCUUGUGCCUUAAUAACAUACUUAUUUGACAUUUCAACGGUUUUUCUCCAGCGUCAUUAUGGCCUCCGCUUGACAGUUCUAAAUGACAAAUAUAAUUGUCAGUGUUAUUGAUAUAUGCACUUACUACUUUUGUCUUAUGCUUUAUUUCCCUUACUUUUAUUUUCUAAUGGUUUUUUGCUUCCGUUAUUUGUUUUGAUAACCUUUCUUGUAUCUUCUAUGGACUUUAUCUGUAUUAUGCUCCUCUUAUUUUCUGUCUUUCUUGCCUUUUACAGUUCCUUAGAAUAAUAUUUUAGAUACUUUAGAAAUCGUUCAAAGUUUUUGAAUUUUUAGGAGUUUCAAGAGGAUGGUGAUUUUUUGGAGUAUUGCGUUCUAGUAGUUAAAGUGAUAUAGGUCUAAUUUUAUUGCUCCAGGACUUUUUCACCUUUCGGUCUUAUUUAGACGAAAUUUUAUCGAUUUGUUAACAUUUACAAAAGUAAUGAUCGAUGACGUGCCAAUUUUAGAUGGUAAGGCGGGGUUUAAGUUGACCUUGAACUUUGACAUUGAGCUGAGGCACUCUCAUUUCACAUCUACUUUUUUCUCCAUAUUUUUUCUUUCUAAUUUUAGUUUAAAAUCUGAAAAGUUGCUGUGAGUUGGCUUCAAGUUAACCUUGAACUUUGACAUUGAGCUUCUCAUUAUGCACUCUCAUUUCACAUCGUUUAAAAUCUGAAUAAUUGCUAUGGGUUGGCAUCAAGUUAACCUUGAACUUUGACAUUGAGCUCCUUGUGCACUCACAUUUCACAUCUACUUUUUUCUAAAUUUCGUUCAUAAUCUGAAAAUUCGCUUUGGGUUGCUUCAAGCUAACCUUGAACUUUGACAUUGAGCCAUUAUGCACUCUUAUUUCAAAUCGUUCAAAAUCUGAAAAAUUGCUAUGGGUUGUUUUCAAGUUAACCUUGAACUUUGACAUUGAGACUCUCAUUAUGCACUCUUAUUGCAAAUCGUUCAAAAUCUGAAAAAUUGUUAUGGAUUGGCUUCAAGUUAACCUUGAACUUUGACAUCGAGCGCCUCAUGAACUCUCAUUUCACACCUACUUUUUUUUAAAAAUUUCGUUUAAAAUAUGAAAAGUUGCUGUGGGUUGGCUUAACCCUAACUCACCGAGAUUUGGUUAGACUCCUUGUGGAUCCCCAUGGGCAAAGAUUAGCUUGUCGAUUAACUUACUGGUUCAAAACAUUUGAUAACGUUACCUUCUGGUUCUAGGGUUAAUUAACUCCAUCUUUUGGGUUCCUUGGUUUAAUUUCCAACUAAUUUUCGCUGUUCAAUGAAUCCUUGUCAAAUUAGUUAGUAGUAGUUUGAAAGUUUGUAGAAUUUGGAGAGUACAUGUCAAGCUUGGCGUUACCGUUGGCAUUUAAACACCUACUUGAUUGAGAACGCCUUCAAUAAGUGCAACGUAAUGUAGGCAACCAACGUUGUUUCAAUGUAUACUAUGUUGCCUACGUGUAAAGGAUGAAAUGUUUUUAAUCAAUGAAAAGAAAAAAGAUUCUUGAAAACGUGCUAUAUUUUUAUUAAUUUUUCUGCAAUAAUGUUAAUGAUUUUUAUUUAUAAACAAUCAGUUAAGCAAUUUAAAGACCGAUAUUGUUAGUUAUUUAUAAUUUGUUGCAAAAUAAAUGAAGUAAAGCGUUUUUUUGGUCGAAAUGUGACAAAUGCGAAUGGACGUUUAAUUUUUAAUCUGUUCUGUUUUGAGGAUUUUCGACGAGGCAUAAUUGGGAGAAAAGGUAUUUAAUUUUCAAAAUAAACUAAUUCGGUGAUAAAUCUUCAGAACGGAAUUUUUACAAACAAAAAAAUGUUUCUUCUUCACACUGUAACCCUUGAUAACAUUUUAUUUACUUUUACGAUUUUUUUUGUUGAAUUCUUCCUUUAUAUUAUACACUUUUAGCAGUUUCCAAUUUUUGAUUAAAAAAAACUGGUUUUUUCCUUUAGGUAUGUGAUAUUUUUUGAGUAAUUUUUAAUUUAUUAAGUGAAUACUCUUUAGAUAUACGAGGUGGGUCAUUUUUAGACAAAAAAAUACUUUUCCGCAUCGAUUUUGGUUGAAAUAAAAAUAUAAAAUCAACAAUGUUAUGUUAGUUUUCUUUUGUGCAGUUUUACUUACGAGGGCGAGCCAAAAAAUUACGAAUUAAUACAACCCUACUUUUAAAAAAAUAUUGUUUUGAAAUUUAUUUUUAUGUGUAAACAUUUAGAUCUAUACUCGUAACAACCCGUUUCGAUUUUGUGAAAAUUAAUCGCAAAUAGUAACAUUAUUUUUCUAAAUCUGCUGCCCCUCGUAACAUUUUCGGUUGACUAUAAUCUAUAAUCACUUGUUAAAUCUUGCAAGAACAGCUAAUUAGACAUUUUUAGUGAUCCUCGUAACUUUUUUUUGUUAAUAAUUGUACUUGAAAUCACAUGAAUUCCUUCAGGAUGGAUAAUUGGACAUUUUUGGUUAAUUGCAACUACAAUCACUUAUUAAGGCCUAUAUGAACAGGUAAUUAAACUUUUCUACUAACACUCGUAACAUUUUCGGUUAAUAAAUGUACUUUAAAUUAUUUUUAAUUCCUUCAGGAUGGAUAAUUGGACAUUUUUGGUUAAUCACUUAUUAAGGCCUGUAGGAACGGGUAAUUGAACUUUUCUACUAACCCUCGUAACAUUCUUGGUUGUAUUACAAUCGCUUAUUAAGGCAUUUUAUUUUUACUGCCUCUCUUGACAUUUUCGGUUAAUUAUAUUUACAAUCACAUGUUAAAUCCUGUAGGAACAGAUAAUUGGACAUAUUUAGUUACCCUCGUAAAUUUUUGCUCAAUGGAAAAUGGAAAAUCACUUAUUAAUUCCUUCAGGACAAAUAAUUGCACUUACAAUCACUUAUUAAGGCCUAUGGGAACGGAUAAUAACUUUUUUACUGUCCCUCAAAACUUUUUUGGUUAAUUUUACCUACUAUCACUUGAUAAAUCCUGCCGAAACAGGCAAUUAGACAUUUUUAGUUACCCUCGUAAUUGUUUUUAUUAAUAAUUGGACUUGAAAUCACUUAUUAAGGCCUAUAGGAACGGGGAUUUGAACUUUUCUACUAACCCUCGUACAUUAUUUUUACUGCCCCUCGUAACAUUUUCGGUUAAUUUUCCCUACAGUCACUUGAUAAAUCCUGCGGGAACAGGUAAUUAGACAUUUUUAGUUACCCUCGUAAAUUUUUGAUUAAUAAUUGGACUUGAAAUCGCUUAUUUAUUCCUCCAGGAUGGAUAAUUGCACCUACAAUCAGUUAUUAACUCCUAUAGGAACGGGUAAUUGAUCUUUUCUACCAACCCUCGUAACAGUCUUAGUUGUACUAUAAUUACUUAUUAAGUCAUUUAAUUUAUACUGCCUCUCGCAACAGUUUUGGUUAAUUAUACCUACAAUCACUUGUUAAAUCUUGAUGGAAUAAAUAAUUAGACCUUCUUAGUUACCCUCGUAAAUAUUUCAAUAAUAAUUGUAUUUGAAAUCACUUAUUAAUUAUUUCAGGAUGGAUAAUUGCACCUACAAUCACUUAUUAAGGCCUAUAGGAACGGGUAAUUGAACUUUUCUACUAACCCUCGUAACAUUCUUGGUUAUACUACAGUCACUUCAUUUUUACUGCCCCUCGUAACAUUUUCGGUUAAUUAUACCUACAAUCACUUGUUAAAUCCUGCAGAAACAUUUUAGCUACCCUUGUAAAUUUUUGAUUAUUGAUUCCUUCAGGAUGGAUAAUUGUACCUAUAAUUACUUAUUAAGGUCCGUAGGACCAGAUUAUUCUAUAUUUCUAGUAACCCUUGUAACAGUCUUGGUUGAUACUACAAUCACUUUUUAGGUUAUUUAAUUUUCACUGCCCCUCGUAACAAUGUCUGUCAUACAGGAAUAGAUAAUUGGACAUUUUUAGUGGCCCUCGUAACAUUUUCGGUUAAUUAUAUCACUUGUUAAAUUUUGCAGGAGCAGGCAGUAAGAAAUUUUUAAGGGACUCUCGUAGUAAUUUUGGUUGAUUGUACUUAGAAUCAAGGACAGAUAAUUAUCAUAAAUGUACCUAACCAAAACGGAAAUUUAAAUUUUCCUUAUGAAAUUUACUAUAAAAUGGAAAUAAAUAACUCUUUUAAUAAUGAAUUAAUAUUGAAGUAUAAUCUUUAUUUUUUAAAGCCACCUCUCACUGUCUUAAUACAUUUUUGACAUAAAGAAAAGAUUCAUACAAACUAGAUUUGUUAAUAAUAAAUAUCGCUAUUUUAGUGUCUUGAUAAUUUUGAGGUCGAAAGAAAAGCGACGUUGCCAAGUCGAUAAGAAAUAUAGAAAUAACAGGAAUUUGUAUUUAAUUGAUACAAAAGUGACGUAAGUGGCAUACAACAUAUUUUUUACCACCGAUAUUACAGAGGUUGUUCAAAUAAUUGACAUUUUAGCCAUUUAAAAUGUAUAAACCCUAUUUUUUUUUUAUAAAUUUUAUCGAUUUUUAAACAGUUUAAAUUAUUACAGUGUGCACUGAUUACUUUUAUCAAAUAUCUGAAAAUGACCCAACUUGAAUUUUACUACUUACCAGUUUGUAUUUGUUUCUGUAUAUAUAUAAAAUAAACUUAGUGUUGCGAAUAUGUACAGAAUAAGUUAAGUCUAAAGUAAAAAUAAUCAGAAAACCUAUGAUUAUAAAAAAUAUGCUAAGAUAAAUUGCAACUUAUGAACAGUAACCAGUCGUAACAAUAUGAAAUGUAUAAAUAAAUAUUAAAAAAAGCCGUUAAAAGUAAU
Molecule: messenger RNA, 6401 nt
Organism: Psylliodes chrysocephalus
Lineage: Eukaryota; Metazoa; Arthropoda; Insecta; Coleoptera; Chrysomelidae
Source: the annotation of a GenBank genome assembly